AUGUUCAACUCUGGUGUCGCUAAGCUCUUCAGCUUGGCUCUUGUUCUUGGGACUCCCAACUUAGCCGGGGCAAAUCCUGUCGCUCCGCGCUCACUUGUUGACCAGAAAAACGUUACGUUGCCACCGCUAACAUAUGCCUACAAUGCACUUGAGCCAGCCAUCAGCGCCAAGAUCAUGGAACUUCAUCACUCCAAACAUCACCAGGCGCUUGUCACUGGUCUCAACAAUGCAUUAGCUUCCUACUCAGCAGCUGUUCAAGCUGGUGACUUGCCUAAGCAAAUCGAAAUCCAAGGUUUGAUCAAGUUCAACGGUGGGGGUCACAUCAACCACUCUUUGUACUGGAAAAAUCUUCAACCUGUGAACUUGGGAGGAGGUAAGAUGAAACCUGGUGUCUUCGCAGACGCAGUGCAAGCGCAGUUUGGUGGUUUAGAUGGCUUGAAGACAAAGAUGAACGCGGUUGGUAACACAUUUCAAGGAUCUGGCUGGCUUUGGCUUGCCCGCGAGAAGAGCGGUAAAGCGCUUUCGAUUGUGACAACUGCUAACCAAGAUCCCUUGGUCGGCCCUUUGAUCCCGAUCAUUGGCAUUGAUAUGUGGGAACAUUCAUGGUACCUACAACACUACAAUGUCAGGGCCACUUACCUUACCGAUAUUUGGAAUGUCAUCAACUUUGAUGAGGCCGAGACCAGAUACAAAGCUAUCUAG
Melampsora larici-populina 98AG31 is the source of this 702-nucleotide messenger RNA. RefSeq lists its product as uncharacterized. Bases 1 to 702 code for a protein of 233 amino acids. Gene Ontology annotation, cellular component: mitochondrion. The record is from RefSeq and is a predicted model, not a curated record. Gene Ontology annotation, molecular function: superoxide dismutase activity; metal ion binding. Lineage: Eukaryota; Fungi; Basidiomycota; Pucciniomycetes; Pucciniales; Melampsoraceae. The transcript is spliced from 7 exons. Gene Ontology annotation, biological process: superoxide metabolic process.